GGUGUGCCUAUGCUGGAGAUGACAUAUUUCAUAGAAGACAUGGAGAUGAACAAAGUUCCGACAUUACAAGAUAUAUCAAUUAUUUACAAAGAUGAUAAUUACAUAAUUGUCAAUAAACAUUAUGAUGUGAGAAUAAACCAUGAAGGACCAUGUGAGGCGGUAACCGUGGAUACCCAACUGAAGCAUCUGUAUCCGGAGUUAGUGGACAGUCAACUGGUACAUGGCUUUAGAUUUGUUCACCAGUUGGACUAUUCAACAAGUGGUGCUCUUUGUCUGGCACUAAACAAGAAAGCAUGCAGCAUAGCCAGCAAACUGUUCAUGAAGAGGCUUGUCAUCAAACACUAUUUGGCAAUUAAGCUGAGCAGGAAGAAGGCUGCAUUGCAGGGCAGCUCAUCAAUUUCUGCAAGUGAUCAGCAGUUUUUGAAAAUGAUUUUGAAGGCCGAGAUUCAUCGCCGGAUGCAGCAGAAUCUAGUGAUGAUGACGACAUUGCAAUUUCCCAGGCAAGAAAGUCGAAGUGUCUGUGUUUGUCAGGCCUCUUCCAUGGAGAUUCACUUUGCUGGAAAAGGGACAAUGAAACUACCUCUAUUCAAUGGGAAUGCUUUGACGCAGUUAAAUACUACAACAUCAUAUGAACUAGUGAAGUCAUUCUCCAAGAACAGAUGUACAUUGGUACGAAAGGAAGAGGUAGUUUAG
Molecule: messenger RNA, 693 nt
Organism: Saccoglossus kowalevskii
Lineage: Eukaryota; Metazoa; Hemichordata; Enteropneusta; Harrimaniidae
Product: pseudouridylate synthase RPUSD1-like
Biological process (GO): enzyme-directed rRNA pseudouridine synthesis
Molecular function (GO): RNA binding; pseudouridine synthase activity
Source: RefSeq, a predicted model, not a curated record